Venustampulla echinocandica is the source of this 1098-nucleotide messenger RNA. RefSeq names its product Nitric oxide synthase-interacting protein-like protein. The transcript has 3 exons. Gene Ontology annotation, cellular component: nucleus. The coding region runs from base 1 to 1098 and encodes 365 amino acids. NCBI's taxonomy places the organism in Eukaryota, Fungi, Ascomycota, Leotiomycetes, Helotiales, Pleuroascaceae. The record is from RefSeq and is a predicted model, not a curated record. Gene Ontology annotation, molecular function: ubiquitin protein ligase activity.
AUGUCUCAUAGCAAACGCAAUACUUCACGGGCAGUGUUUACUUCGCAUGAAAGAUCACUCGCCAAAUCAGCCUGGAGCUCCACAAGCGCCCGCUUGUCGCGGGACUCCUUCCUGCCCUUUGCUUCUUGUCGGCUGUGCCUAAUCCCAGCAACAGAUCCUGUCUCAUGUUCACAUGGAGAUAUCUUCUGCAGGGAAUGUGCGCUAAGCAACAUUUUGGCCCAGAAGCAAGAAAUCAAAAGAUUGGCGAAAUUGAAAGAAAAGGAAGACAAAGAAGCCGUUGAGCAAGGAGAUCUUGAAGAAGAAGAAGCAGGCCGAAGAGCUGUCCAGGAGUUCGAGAAAAUCCAAAUGGGCCUAGAGGCAAAGAUGGGGGAAAGCUCCUCCAGCAAAAAGAUUAUUGGAAGACAAGCUGGGAAAAUCCUAGUAGAGGAAGUUGCUGAUAGCAAGAGAGGAGAAAAGCGAAAGUUUGAACUCGAUGAAGACGAGCUUCUUCGUAUUGCUCGCGAGGAAAGGACGAAAGCAAGGAAGGCAAUCGAUGAGGAAAAGGCUUCAAAGACCACUUUGCCGUCAUUCUGGGUGCCCUCUAUCACCCCUAGCUCAAACACCAACACGACCCUGCAUAACAUUGCAAAGAAAUCCAAGCAAUCGCCCGUAUGUCCUGCAUCUCCAGCUGACAAGCCCCACCACUAUUCUCUCCAUGAGCUGGUCACAGUCGCCUUCACUGAAGAGAAAGACACAACUACCAGGAAGAGUCAACGGAUAUGUCCAUCAUGCAAGAAGGGCUUGAGCAAUACCUCAAAGGCUAUGCUUGCAAAGCCUUGUGGCCAUGUUAUUUGCAAGAGCUGUGUUGGGAGGUUCAUGACUCCUUCUGGAAUCUAUGACCCGCACGCUCCAGAGAUUGAUCAGAAUGCCAUCUAUUGUUAUGUAUGCGAGGCAGACCUAACCGAGAAGCCGGUGAUCUCGUCAGGGCGGUCACUCAACAAGAGCGAGUCAAAGGGGAAAGUCAAGCCCGGAUUGGUUGAAAUCAAGAGUGACGGCACAGGAUUCUCAGGCUCUGGGCAGAACACUGUUGAAAAGGCUGGAAUAGCUUUCCAGUGCUGA